GCCGCGUGCGGCCGGGGAUUGGAAGGUCAGCGGUGGCGGUCGAGUGAGGCGGUACCGCUAGAGUCCUGAGACGUUUUAUUCCUUUAUUUAUUUACUUGCUUAUUCAUUCAUUUAAUAGUAGUUGUUUUUUCCUGUGUUUUUUUUUUUCUCUCGUAGACAACUGUGGAAGCGGGUGGCCUGGCAGCCUUUGGCAAGUAUCAGACAUGGCAAGGAGCCCAGAUCACCUGUCAGCAGCUCAGCCACGAGCAGGAAAGCACUUGCUGUGUUAAGAAGUCACGUUUGGGCUGACCUAUGAACUGUGAUCCUUGUUGUAGGUGCUUGGAAGUCCUUUCAGAACCAUGAGAACAGCAGCCAACUGCAGAGAGAAACAGGCUCACCCGUCCAAACACACGACCAGCUUUGCUGCGGAUCAGUUCCAGGCUAUCAGGGUUCUUCUUCUGAGGCAACAGGCUGCUGCCAGUGCUGGAAGAAAGGAAUUGGGAGUGUAACGGUGAGCAAGACCCCAGCCUGUGCAGAUGAAGGCUAAGACAUGCAGCACGCUGGCCCAGCCCUGCAAAAGUGAUUUGUAGCCCCCCCUUGACUGGACACCUGUCUCAGUGUAGGAAAGCAGUGAGGCGCUCGGAAUCACGGAUCAGUGCAACAGCAUGGCUAGGAGAGAAAGCUCCAUCUGUGCAGGACUCCAAGAAUGGAGAAAGCCCAGAGCUUUCUCUGCCUUCCUAGAGCCCAGAGUGAAAGGUGGUUACCUGAGCAGGAACUGGCUCCAUCUGAUGGGCAGAGCUUUCUGCAGGUGGGUGUAGCCAGGCAUGAUAACAUCAAUUUCUCUGCAUAUGGAAAGAGAGGAAGAGGUGAGCAGCAACUGUUUGCAGAGAGAGCUGUGACAGGUAAACUCUCAGGUCUCCUGGCAAGGUCAUGAAAGCAUCUUUAGCCUGUGUUGUGCUAUGCCUUCCUCUUCUUAUAUCCCCAUAAUAUAUUAGGGGAAGAGGAAUGUCUCCCUGAAGCAGACUGUGAAGAAAGAGGGCCCGUUGUCUUUCCCUGUGCUGUCACAUACUGUCUCACUUCAACAUCCUCUGCAGAAGACCUUGCUGCUGCCCUGAUUGGUAUCAGUCAAAGAGAGGAGAGAGAAGUCUCCUGUCCCAGGAACGCUGAGACCGUGGACUUGGGAAAGGACUUACGUAGCAGCGCGCUCCACAAGGGUCUUAAUGAGCUGCAGCAGUGUGCAGCUUUCCAGCUAUAUCACCAAUCAGCUCCUGAGGACAAGAGAAUAACUUCUGUCAGUGUCUCUGUAUUCUAAACAAAAGAAUUCCUGCAAGAGCAGACCUCCUCCUAGCUCUAGGAUCCUGCCACUCAGGAUCUUCUCCAGCUCAGUUUUAGUUAGGAUGCCAGCCUUCUCCAAUGCUUUGGCAUAAGCCAUGCUCCCCUGGAUAUCAACUUCAGACAGUCUCUGAUCACAGGCAAUGGAAGAGUUGAGCAUCUCCAUGAUGGGAUCUGUGCUUCCGCUGAAUCUUCCCCCCCAGAGUUUAUCUCCCUGAGAGAGUGGAAGAGCAACUGUCUCCACAUCUCUGCCAAUCCCUGCUGAAAAAACAUGUCUGAGAGGACAGCAAGAGAAAGCCUAUAGAGGCUCACCCGUCCAAACACACGACCAGCUUUGCUGCGGAUCAGUUCCAGGCUAUCAGGGUUCUUCUUCUGAGGCAACAGGCUGCUGCCAGUGCUGGAAGAAAGGAAUUGGGAGUGUAACGGUGAGCAAGACCCCAGCCUGUGCAGAUGAAGGCUAAGACAUGCAGCACGCUGGCCCAGCCCUGCAAAAGUGAUUUGUAGCCCCCCUUGACUGGACACCUGUCUCAGUGUAGGAAAGCAGUGAGGUGAGUGCACAGACUUUCUCAUGUUUCCCAAAGCAGAGUCUUUGGUUUUGCAGUCCUGUCUGGAACUACCACCCAGUGCUGCCUCUCAGAGGAGACAAAGCAGAGGCUUCUCUUCAAGGCCCUGUUCCACAGAAGGCAUGAGGAAGCAGGACCUGUUUUUCUGUACCCUCAGAGAGGCAGGGCAGUGGCUGUGCUGCGUUGAGAGACAGGAAGUCUGUUAGUAUUGCAAACCCGGGCUGUUCUGGGAAGGGCUUUGGCAGGAAUUCCCAGCAGAGAAGGAAGUUCUGUGUGCCUGUUCUUUUACAGCAUGUUUUUGCCAGCAGUAUCUGGGGAGGAGUGACCAGUGAAUGGAGAUGUGGUUGAGUUGCCAGAAUCAGAAAUCAGAGACAAGGAGAGUUUUAGGGAUGGACUGUCAGUGACCAGGCACCUACCUGUAGGCAUCAGAGAGGGUCACAAAGCCAAAUUCAGUGGUGCUGAAGAUGAUGAGAUCUUCAGCCAGCUUGCUAAGGUGGAUCAUCAGCAGGGUGGCAACAGAGAUUAAUUCCACUGCAGAAAAUGUAGAAAAGCAGGAGGUGAAAAGGGUGUUUGUGUUUGGCAAACCAGGGAGCCCUGACUGGAGCUUAGACAUGUGCAAAGAUUUUCUGUUUGGUAUUUCCCAGUGUGGGAUUUCAGGUCCCUUGUUAAAUGAUGUAAACUGGGAAGGUGUCCGUGUCCGGUGUCUGCUUCUAACAUGGGGGAGGGAAGAAUGACAGAGUUGUGCUUACCCACAAAGUCUCUCUCACUGAUGGCGUCUAUGCUGUUCAGGGUGAUGGAAGUCAUGUCCAGUUCUGUAAGGAAAGUGACAGAGAGAAGAGGUCAGGUUUAUCAUGACCAGGGCUUGAAGUCAGCAGACUGCUCCAGCCUACAGGUGACUGAGUCCUGGAGUAGUCCCAGCUGCACACACGAGCUGAAGUGUUAUGCUGCAUGGGAGCUACCACCUCUUGGACAUAGCCUGUCUUAUUGCAUUAAAAAAAACAUAUGAAUCCUUGACACUUGGUCCAGGAUUACAGUGCAUGAUGAUGCCUUGGGAAGUCACUUGCUUUUUCUUCCCUCCCUCCCAGAUACGUCAAAUGUAUCCCAUGCUACUCAGGAGUAGACAUUUACCGCUACGCAGAAGCUCUCUAUCAAUUUCCAGUGGGUUGCCAGCCAGAGCACCACUGCCAGGGAAGAAAGAAAGAGAAGUCACAUAUAUUAUCUUGCAAACUCCAUUCAAAAUUGAUCUUUAUUAAGCAGAGAAGGCGCUCAGAAUCACGGGUCAGUGCAACAGCAUGGCUAGGAAGGGACAUGAGAGAGAAAGCAGGUGAAGCUGAGAAACCUUGCAUGAGCCAAGAGGUAAUUCUGGCCAAAGAUGGUGCAUGCUGAGAGUCAGCCUCCACAGUGCUCUCAGCGUUUGCGUUUCUGGCUGGUCAGAACCAAGAGGCACUGGACAUGGAGCAUUCCUGUGGCAGCUUCCAGGGUUAGUUCUGCCUUGUCUCCCCCAGCUGCCCCACCAGAGAAUGAUGCACUUCUAGGCUCCAUCUGAGCAGGACUCUAAGGAUGGAGAAUGGUUCCCUUCCUAGAGCCCAGUGUGAAAGGUGGUUACCUGAGCAGGAACUGGCUCCAUCUGAUGGGCAGAGCUUUCUGCAGGUGGGUGUAGCCAGGCAUGAUAAUAUCAAUUUCUCUGCAUGAGAAAGGAGAGAAAGACAGCUGUCAGUACAGAGAGCAGUGACAGGUACACUCUCGGGUUUUCUGGCAAGGUCAUGAGGAGAAUAUCUUUAGCCUGUGUUGUGCUGCACUUGGUCUUUGCCUUCCUCCCCUUAUGUCCCCAGGACACAAUGAGGAAAGAGGAAUGUCUCUCUGAUGUGGGCUGUGGAGAAAGAGCGGCUAUUCCCUGUGCUAUCACACAGUGCCUGACUGUAACAUCCUCUGCAGAAGACCUUGCUGUUGCCGUGAUUGUUAUCAGUCAAAGAGCAAGUCUAGAAGUCUCCUGUCCCAAGAAGGCUGAGACCAUAGACAUGGGAAAGGACUUACAUAGCAGCGCGCUCCACCAGGGUCUUGAUGAGCUGCAGCAGCCCCUCGCUGGGAGUGCAGCCCACUGCGGUGAAUGGAUGGGGUGCUGAUGGCCAGUGUUGGGAGCUAAGCGCUUGGAUGAGGAAGAGAAAGGAUGCAAAUGCUGCACUGUUGAGUAACUUUGAGGUGUUCCAGCUACUCACUGAUCUUAAGCAGCAGCGCAAAGAGAGUGGAAAAAGCAAGCAGAGCUCUGGUCAGCAGAAUCUGAACACAAUCAUGUAUGAGACACUGAAAUACAUCUCAAAAACACCGUGCAGAUACCAGAGUCCUGAGACUGUCAGAGAGUUCCUCAUUGCAAUGAAGGGCCAUAAGCUGACCAAGGCUGAAAAGCUGCAGUUGCUGAACCACAGGCCUGUGACAGCAGUUGAAAUACAGCUGAUGGUAGAAGAAAGUGAGGAAAGACUGACAGAGGAGCAGAUCGAGUCGCUUCUCCAGACAGUCGCCAGCAUUCUUCCAGGGGAUCCAGAGGAACAGCAGAGGGACUCAGCGAUGGAAACGGAAGGCAGAGGCAGCCAGUAACAGGAGGCAUCUAGACCAAAGCCAGCAACAAUUUCAGCAGGAGAGAAUUGGUUAAUCUUUACUUGAUACCGGUUUCAUCUUGUAUUUGGCAUCAUUGUAAAAUAUAUUACAUUUUUUUAUUACUCAGAGGUGAUGAGGGCACCCGUUGUUUACCAGUAGGCGUGGAAGAGGACACUGUUGUUCCAGCAUGUUGUCUUAUACUGGGGUGAUAGUGACUGACUUUAUAAUGUAGCAGACAAAUCACAGGGCACAAAAUGGGAAGCUUUUUACAUUACCCAUGUAACAGCUGUACAUUUGAGUAGGCUAAUGUACAGCUGGCAAUGUUUUAAUUAUCACAGCAGUACUAUAAUUAUAAUUGCUUUCAGAUGAUGUUGAAUUGCCCAACUGCUUUUCAGAAUGUGAUUUACAAUACAAAGCCAGCUUUUGGAGCUGUUGGGGAAUAGGGCUGCUGUCAGAGAUCUGUGCAUGGAGUAAUAAUGUACAGAAACUGCUUGGUAUCUGUUUCGAACACAUAAAGUAGGCUGAUGGCAUUGUAGGAGUGAGAGGAUCUGUAGGUCGGAUAACUGUUCUCAGGGAUGUCAGACAAUCUGUAGAUGAAUGGUAGAUGCAGCUGAUCAGCUAAAUAAAUGUACUGCCCUGAGUAUGGCUGGAUUGGACCAGUUUUGCAGCAGCUGAGGCUUUGGACUGUAAUGCUAAGGCUCUUAGUAAUACAAACAAAAGGACAUUUAAGAGUGAGGUCUGUAUUUUCCCUUUGAGUGUUUGUUCCAGUAUUUAUGUAUAAGCAACUCACAGUCCUGCAAAUGUGCUUUGACCAUGGAAUAAAUGAAUGAGUCAACACUGAA
This is a messenger RNA of Gallus gallus (chicken), 5308 nucleotides long. It is a transcript of the gene CRCP, whose product is annotated as CGRP receptor component. Gene Ontology annotation, molecular function: nucleotide binding. Bases 3936 to 4466 code for a protein of 176 amino acids. Gene Ontology annotation, cellular component: RNA polymerase III complex. The record is from RefSeq and is a predicted model, not a curated record. The transcript has 15 exons. Gene Ontology annotation, biological process: transcription initiation at RNA polymerase III promoter. NCBI's taxonomy places the organism in Eukaryota, Metazoa, Chordata, Aves, Galliformes, Phasianidae.